AUGGUUUCCGGUGUCUUUACGAAGGGGCUUCUGCUCCUGGGCCUCUUGUCCGGCCUGUCGCUUGGUCAAGAUGAGAAACCUCGCUACAAGGAUCCCAGUGCUCCGGUGGAGGAGCGCGUCAGCGACUUACUGGGUCGCAUGACGCUCGAGGAGAAGAUGUCUCAAUUGAUUCAGGGCGAUAUCACCAACUGGAUGAAUGAUACCACUGGAGAGUUUAACCUCACGGGUUUGGAAUGGAGCACGAAAAUGAGGGGUGGAAUGUUCUACGUUGGAUAUCCCGUGCCGUGGGAUUUCAUCGCAGAUAAUGUCAAGAGAGCUCAGGACUAUAUUCUCCAGAACACCACGCUGGGAAUCCCCGCCAUUGUUCAAACCGAGUCUCUCCACGGAUUCUUAAUCGGCAAUGCAACGAUUUACAACUCCCCCAUCGGAUUCGCAUGCUCGUUCAACCCGGAGCUGAUCGAAAAGAUGGCGCGCCUCAUCAGUCAGGAGGCCACAGCCCUUGGAGUCAACCACCUGAUGGGACCGGUGGUUGAUCUUGCCCGUGAACUGCGAUUCGGAAGAGUGGAAGAGACAUACGGCGAAGACCCGUAUCUCGCAGGCGAAAUCGGAUAUCACUAUACCAAGGGAAUCCAAAGUCACAAUGUCUCCGCCAACGUCAAGCACUUUGUGGGAUUCUCACAGCCCGAACAGGGCCUGAACACUGCACCGGUCCACGGUGGAGAGAGAUAUCUGCGCACUACUUGGUUGCCGUCGUUCAAGCGCGCGAUUAUGGAUGCCGGCGCAUGGAGUAUCAUGAGUGCGUACCACUCAUACGACGGCAUCCCCGCCGUAGCUGACUACCACACCCUCACCGAGAUCCUGCGCGAAGAAUGGGGCUUCAAAUACUGGGUGACCAGCGACGCCGGCGCAACCGACAGACUCUGCACAGCCUUCAAGCUCUGCCGUGCCGACCCCAUCGACAAGGAAGCCGUGACGCUGGCCGUGCUGCCAGCCGGGAACGACGUCGAGAUGGGCGGCGGCUCAUACAACUUCGAAACGAUCGUCGACCUGGUCAACACCGGCAAGCUCGAUAUUGAAAUCGUCGACACGGCCGUGUCGCGUUUGCUCCGGGCGAAGUUCGAAAUGGGUCUCUUCGAGAACCCCUAUAACGGUGCCCCGGCGUCUGACUGGCACAAGCUCAUCCAUACGCAGGAGGCGGUUGAUCUUGCCCGCGAGCUGGAUCGGGAGUCGAUCGUUCUGCUGGAGAACCAUGAUAACGCGCUCCCCUUGAAGAAGAGCGGCAGCAUUGCUGUUAUCGGGCCCAUGGCGCAUGGGUUCAUGAACUACGGAGACUACGUCGUCUACGAAAGCCAGUACCGCGGCGUGACCCCAUUAGACGGCAUCAAGGCCGCCGUCGGCGACAAGGCGACAAUCAACUACGCGCAGGGCUGCGAGCGCUGGAGCAACGACGAGUCCGGCUUCGCCGAGGCAGUCGAAGCAGCCCAGAAAUCCGACGUAGCGGUCGUGGUCGUGGGCACCUGGUCUCGCGACCAGAAGGAGCUCUGGGCCGGCCUCAACGCAACAACCGGCGAACACGUCGACGUGAACAGUCUCAAUCUCGUCGGCGCGCAAGCACCCCUCAUCAAAGCGAUCGUCGACACGGGCGUGCCCACCGUGGUGGUCCUCUCGAGCGGCAAGCCGGUGACGGAACCGUGGCUCUCGAACAGCACGGCGGCGCUCGUCCAGCAGUUCUAUCCCUCCGAACAGGGCGGCAAUGCGCUCGCGACCUUCCCGCGCUCCGUCGGCGACCUGCCCAUCUACUAUGACUAUCUGAACUCGGCGCGCGAGAUCGGCGACGCAGGGUACGUGUAUUCGAACGGGACGCUGGAAUUUGGGCACCAGUAUGCGCUUGGCAACCCCAAGGCGUGGUAUCCGUUCGGGUAUGGGAAGAGUUACUCCGGGUUCGAGUAUGGGGCUGUGACGCUUGAUAAGAUGAAUGUGACGGCGGCGGAUACGGUGACGGUGAGUGUGGAGGUGAGGAAUACGGAUGCGGCGAGGGAUGGCACGGAGGUCGUGCAGGUGUAUGUGGUUGAUGAGCUUGCGUCGGUGGUGGUGCCGAAUCGGUUGCUGAAGGGGUUCAAGAAGGUGGUUAUUCCUGCUGGGCAGAGUAAGACUGUGGAGAUUCCGUUGAAGGUGCAGGAUCUGGGCCUGUGGAAUCUCCGCAUGAAGUAUGUUGUGGAGCCGGGGGCUUUUGGUGUGCUUGUGGGCAGUAGCUCUGAGGAUAUUCGGGGUAAUGCUACUUUCUAUGUGCAGUGA
Aspergillus nomiae NRRL 13137 is the source of this 2295-nucleotide messenger RNA. RefSeq names its product putative beta-glucosidase. The record is from RefSeq and is a predicted model, not a curated record. The transcript is spliced from 12 exons. Bases 1 to 2295 code for a protein of 764 amino acids. NCBI's taxonomy places the organism in Eukaryota, Fungi, Ascomycota, Eurotiomycetes, Eurotiales, Aspergillaceae. Gene Ontology annotation, biological process: glucan catabolic process. Gene Ontology annotation, molecular function: beta-glucosidase activity.